Molecule: messenger RNA, 859 nt
Organism: Erigeron canadensis
Lineage: Eukaryota; Viridiplantae; Streptophyta; Magnoliopsida; Asterales; Asteraceae
Exons: 2
Coding region: 107-730 (207 amino acids)
Source: RefSeq, a predicted model, not a curated record
CUUAGCAACCCGAAAAGACACCAUCAUUUGUAAUUUACAUGAACUCUCUUCAGAUUUACUCUCAUUCUUCUCUUAUUCCUACUCUUACCCCUUACUUACCAUUUUCAUGCACAUUAUCAUUGCUAAUCUGUUGAUGCAAGAUCCCAAGACCAACUCUGUUACAUCUAGGAAGCCUUGGUAUCAAAGAGCAUUAGACAUGGCUACUCUAUGGAAAAUUACCAAUCCAAAGUCUACAAAUAUUCCAUCGCCUAACCAGACUUUAAAGAAAACUCAUUCAUCAUCAUCAUCAUCCUCCAAAUUUACUACCACAAGAAAUAACACCCCCAACAGAGAAAAACUAAGAAAGUCGACAUCUUUAAAGGUCGCCACCUCAUUCACCCGUGUUUGCCUAUGCGUCCCUAUAUCUUCUUACACGGAGGUUUUCCAGCAAGCUGAUGUACCCCCUAGAAGAAGCAACACGUAUCCACGAUCAAAACCAUUUCCAAAUUGUACUCAAGAACGCCAUCCAACAACUCCAAGAAUGAGCAUAGAAGGAAGGAGAAUAUUUAGAGGGAAAUCUUUAACUGAUGACGUGUUAAUGAGAAGAUUUGUAGUCGAAGAGGAAGCGAUGAUGCAAGUGAGGAGGCGAAAUGAAAUGGAAAUUAUACGGAAGAGAAAUUCUAAAAGACGGAGAAGACUUGGUCCAAGCCCACUAAGUAGAAUGGUUUUGGCAGAAGAGGAUGGAUUUUAAGAUUUUGGAAGUGUGCAAUAGCUUCAUCUUAUGUUCUCAUAUUACGUACCUAUAUAUGGUACUUCAUUUUGUAUUUACUAGUCGUUUCUUUAAUUUGGCUUAUAAUGAAUUCCCAAUAUUGGUUUGCUU